Molecule: messenger RNA, 983 nt
Organism: Polypterus senegalus (gray bichir)
Lineage: Eukaryota; Metazoa; Chordata; Cladistia; Polypteriformes; Polypteridae
Gene: pnpla4
Product: patatin-like phospholipase domain containing 4
Exons: 7
Coding region: 122-883 (253 amino acids)
Biological process (GO): triglyceride catabolic process; lipid homeostasis
Cellular component (GO): membrane; cytoplasm; lipid droplet
Molecular function (GO): triacylglycerol lipase activity
Source: RefSeq, a predicted model, not a curated record
AUGAGGUUGUCGGAGGGUUGAUUUCAUUUUACACUAAAGGAACAUGGGAAUAUAGGUUUAAAUUGUUUAAGACACUUUCACGGUAAAAGUAAAGAAUGUCGUAAUCCUAGGAGAAGGUAAAAUGAUUCCUGUAAAUCUUUCAUUUGGUGCUUGUGGCUUUUUGGGAAUCUAUCACCUGGGUGUUAUUUCAGCUAUCCAAACUCAUGGUAGGAAACUCCUUUUGACAAUGAAAUGUUUUGCUGGAGCAUCUGCAGGAGCACUGGCUGCAACCCUCUUAGCUACUGCACCAGAAAAAUUAGAGGAUUGCAAACAAUUUACUUACAAAUUUGCAAAUGAAGUACGAAGUUUGAAACUUGGGGCAGUCACACCCGGCUAUGAUUUCAUACGAAACUUAAGAGAUGGAAUAGAGGAUGUUCUGCCAGCAGAUGCGCACAAGACUGCUGGAAGUUGUCUUCAUAUAUCCAUUACUCACGCAAAAACUGGAAAGAACUACAUGAUAUCAGAAUUCUCCUCAAGAGACGAAUUGAUUAAGGUACUUCUUGCUAGCUGUUUUGUUCCCUUUUAUGCUGGUAUUUCUGCAGUAGAAUAUAGAGGCGAGAAAUGGAUAGAUGGUGGACUUUCUAACAGCUUGCCAAUCUUUUCUUUUGGCCGUACUGUGACAGUCACACCUUUCAGUGGUCCCUAUGACAUUUGUCCAGAUGAUACAGGAUUAAUAACUACUUGUGUCAAGUUAGCAAAUCAGAACGUUCUGCUUUCAAUGAAUAAUGUAAGACGACUGAAUCAAGCUUUGUUUCCACCAGUGAAGCAGAAAAUGGAGCUCUUGUACCAAAUGGGGUAUGAUGAUGCUGUGAAAUAUUUAAGGGCUGAAAACUUGUUUCUGUAGCACCAUUUUGCGUUAUUACUUUCCAGUAUGAUUGUUAAAAAAUAUUAAUUUGUGAUCAUAUUUUUUUAUAUUGCUUAACAAUAAAAUUCUCAAUGCUCAA